This is a messenger RNA of Cuscuta campestris, 630 nucleotides long. Lineage: Eukaryota; Viridiplantae; Streptophyta; Magnoliopsida; Solanales; Convolvulaceae. The record is from the annotation of a GenBank genome assembly.
AUCAUUGUAGUUGACGCACAACAACAGAUGAGAUAUAGUACAUAAUCAUCGCCUCUCUCUACAGUCUACCAUACCCUUAUUAGCUCGCUUUACUACUACACACCACAGACACACUGUCUCCAUUAUCCAUCUCCAUGGCAGCCCAUGCUUUCAAGAAGGCAGUGGUGGGCGGGGGGAAGUGGGUGACGGAGGAAUGCAAGAAGUCGUUCAUGGAGAUGAAGUGGAAGAAGGUGCACAGGUACAUCGUGUUCAAGUUCGUGGACGACAAAUCCCUGUCCCUCACGGUGGACAAGGUGGGGGGUCCCGGGGAGAGCUACGACGACCUGGCUGCCGCUCUCCCCAGGGACGACUGCCGCUACGCCCUGUUCGACUUCGACUUCGUCACGGUCGACAACUGCCGGAAGAGCAAGAUACUGUUCAUCGCCUGGGCGCCGGCGGAGUCCAGGAUCCGAGCCAAAAUGCUCUACGCCACCUCCAAGGAAGGGCUGAGGAGGGCUCUCGAUGGGAUCCACUACGAGGUUCAGGCCACCGAUCCUGCCGAGAUGGGAAUCGACGUCAUCAAGGAUCGAGUCGCCAAAUGAAAUGCGAUGAUGAUUUGAUUAUUAACUACCCACGCACAACAACAUCAUC